This is a messenger RNA of Nanorana parkeri, 752 nucleotides long. It is a transcript of the gene PPP1R27, whose product is annotated as protein phosphatase 1 regulatory subunit 27. The transcript has 3 exons. Bases 132 to 572 code for a protein of 146 amino acids. Lineage: Eukaryota; Metazoa; Chordata; Amphibia; Anura; Dicroglossidae. Gene Ontology annotation, molecular function: phosphatase binding. The record is from RefSeq and is a predicted model, not a curated record.
CGUCCGAAAGAUUUGCCACGGCUGGUGGUAGAAGAACCUGAACCCCCAUUCUGCCCUUUGCUGGGACAAUCCAUCGGACAGCGCUGGCGCUAAGCUCACCUUCCGCCACCCCCGAUCACGGCAUCCUCAAGAUGAAGUAUUACCCUUCCCACCGGUCGCGGAGCCUGAGGUCGACGCGUUCGGUGCAUUUUCCCAACGAUGUCGUCUUCUUGGAUCACAUUCGGCAGAGUGACCUGGAGCAAGUUGGGAGGUUUAUACGUGCCAGGAAAGUGACGCUGGAUAAAAUCUACUUGACAGGCAUGGGUGCCCUGCACGAAGCCGUCCUCUCCGGGAAUCUGGAAUGCGUCAAGCUGUUGGUGAAAUACGGAGCGGACAUCGAGCAGAGAGAUGAAAAUGGCUGGACCCCCCUGCACAUGGCGUGUAGUGACGCACAUCCGCACAUCGCCAGGUAUCUUCUAUCCCUCGGAGCGCAAAAGGAUGUUGUGAACAGCGAAGGGGAGACGCCAUCCGAGCUCAUAGACUCUGACUGCGAGGAGUUAGUGCAGAUCUUCUCACCGAAGGAGGGCAACUGAUGAACCCUGUUAUGUUAGUGCCAACCCCGGCAGGGGUGCAUUUUUGACACGUGCUGCCCCCUGGUGGGAGACGGUGAGCACGCAGACUGCAGAGGUUUCUUCUUCUAGAGCUCUUGCCCACUUCGCCCAAAUCUCACCCUAAGCAGAUGCGUCUGCUUGGCGCCCCAUAGGACGGGACGG